AUGGAUGGCGUGUCCGGCGCCAGCGAAGGGGAUCCUGACUGUCGGGUUCGACAGAAAAAUAGAGACGACACGACGGCGACCCCAACGACCAAGACAAGACUGGCGACACGGCCCAGCGAGGCAAGCUGCUGCCCUGUUCAAAGUGGCGCCGGCCCCACUAUUCAGGCUAGUCCCGCGGCCGUGGAUUGGAUGGCAGCUAGGGGCUCAACUGCGAGGGUGGCGGCACAACCAGACCCUUUGGGUGUGUCUUUGGGUGUCCUUUUGCAACAGCAGAGUUGGCGAGAGUGGCUGGUCGCUGCCCAUUUCCAGUCCAGAAAAAAAACCGUUGCACUUGUCGGAUCGCACCUGCGCUGGACCAUGCUAGCCUCUGUGCCUCUUUGCCAGUCGGUGGCGUUUCUCACGCUAGAUUGA
Molecule: messenger RNA, 411 nt
Organism: Gaeumannomyces tritici R3-111a-1
Lineage: Eukaryota; Fungi; Ascomycota; Sordariomycetes; Magnaporthales; Magnaporthaceae
Exons: 2
Coding region: 1-411 (136 amino acids)
Source: RefSeq, a predicted model, not a curated record